Molecule: messenger RNA, 665 nt
Organism: Drosophila kikkawai
Lineage: Eukaryota; Metazoa; Arthropoda; Insecta; Diptera; Drosophilidae
Product: cuticle protein 76
Source: RefSeq, a predicted model, not a curated record
ACAGUACCGACCUCGACAUGGCCCACUUCCAGAUCCUAGGCGUUGCCUCCACUCUGCUGCUCCUGCUGGCUCCAACCUGGGCGGGAAUUAUUGCCCCGGCGGGCAUCAGUUAUGGCUACACUGGCGAUGAGCACGCGGUGGCCCACACGCAGUCGAAUGUGGUGCGCAGCUUCGAUGGCACCGUCUCUCACUAUGCCAAGUCCGUGGCCACGCCCUUCUCCCAGGUGCACAAGCAGGAUACGAGGAUCAGCAACAAUGUCUACCAGCCGGCGGUGGCCAAGACCAUAAGCUAUGCCCCAGCUCCUGUUCCAGUUUCGAUUCCAGCUCCUGUCUACACACAGCACUCCCAGCCAGAGCCAGCUCAUCUGUUCACCCAGGCAGCAGCUCCAGUAUACCACCAGGCUGCUCCUGUCCACACUCCGGUGACUUAUCAUCAGCCUGCUCAGGUCCAGACUUACCAUCAGCCUGCUCAGGUGCAGACUUAUCAUCAGCCCGCUCAUGUUCAGGCUCCGGCGGUCUACCACCAAACUGCCCACGUGGAGAGUCCCUCUGUGUAUCACCAGCCUGCCCACCUCAGCCACCAGCCCGCUGUCAUCCACUAUUCCCCAGCGGAGACAGUGUCCCAUAUGAGCUUCGAUGGCUUCGGCACUCACUACGGUUUCUAA